AUGUAAAGUAAGUUUGACAAGUCAUUUUUUGAUGAGCAGACUAUUGAUUGUUCAUUUUGGGAAAAGUCAACAUAGAAAAUAAAUAUUGACUUAAAUGAAUAUCAAUAUAUAUUGUUUUAGAAAAGUAGAAAAAGUGGAUUCUGGGUAAGCAGAAACUAUAUAAUUCUUGAUUCUAAAUUAAUCAAAUUGAGAGUAAAUUAUAAUAUUCUAUAUGUUUUAAGCCAAAUAAAAACACAAUUCAUUAGAUCAAUCUGAAUAAGAGUAAAAUAGAGAAAAUUAAAUAUCAAAAUAAUCAAGAGAAAGAGAGUUGUAAUAGAGUAUUUAUAUGAUUAUACAUGAAUUUUAGAAGAAAUAUGGUUUUAGAAUUAUUAGAAAUCAAAUAUGUAGAGAAUUCUAUUCAAGAUCAAAAGAAUUGAAUCAAAAAAUUUGGGAUGAAUUGAAAAAAUAAUCUUUAUAGAUUACAUUCAAAUAAGAUUAUAUAAUUGAAAAAAUGAUUGGAAAAGGAAACUUUGCUAAAGUAUUAGAAUUUUCUAUUAUUUUUAGGUGUAUCUUUGUAACAAAAAAUCUGACAAAUAAUAAUUUGCAGUAAAAGCUUUUGAAAAAAGUAAGAUGAUAAACACUGAAACAGAUAGAUUAGCUUUAUUGAAAGAAAUAUCUAUUUUACGUAAAUUGAAUUAUAAGGGACUUAUAAAAAUGUAUGAAGUUUAUGAAGAUGAGACACAUAUUUAUUUAAUUCAAGAAUAUUUAUAGGGUGGAGAAUUAUAUUAAAAUAUUAAAAAAAAUAACAAAUAUCCAGAAAAUACUGUGGCUAAAUUAAUAGCCACUUUAUUAGAAUCUCUUGAUUAUUUACAUAAGAAGAGUAUACUUCAUAGAGAUCUUAAACCAGAAAAUUUGAUAUUAAGAAAAAAAGGAAUAUUGGAUGAUAUUGUAAUUACUGAUUUUGGAUUGGCUGAUUUUUAUGAUCCAUUAGGAAAUUAUAUAUUCUAAAGAUGUGGUACUCCUGGAUUUGUUGCACCAGAAGUAUUAUAAGACAAAAUUUAUGAUUAAAAAGUGGAUAUUUUUAGUGUUGGAUGUCUAAUGUAUUUAUUAUUAGCUGGUAAAUCACCAUUCAAAGGAUCCACUUAUGAUGAAGUAGUGAUGCGUAAUUAUCAUUGUAAAAUUGAUUAUCAAUCUAUUGAAUCAAUUAUAUCUAUUUAAUGUAUAUUUGUAUAUUAAGUUAGGCUUACAAUUAUUAAAAUUAUUAUUACAUCAUAGACCAUCAUAAAGACCAAAUCCUAAAGAUGCAUUAAAACAUGAAUGGUUUAUGCUCAAUUUAGAUGAAAAAAGAUAUAAAGAAUUAAAUAAUAAUGAAGAAUAAAUUUAAUAUACUAAAUAAACUACUAAAUCUACUUUAACUGAUGUAGGAAGUUGUGGAUUUAUGAAAAACUUUGUUGGUCCUUAUACUUGUGAGAAGUCUGAGUUUUCUACUCCAUAAAUUUCACAUCCAAAUAAUAAAUAAAAUAAUGUCUUAUAUACACCAUAGUAUACUAUAAUGCAAUCUAUACAAGAAUAAUUUAAAGAUAGUGAACAAUAAAUUUCAAUUAAAAAUUUAGAAGAUGAAUUUAGUGAUAUGAUGUUUGAAGAUGAAUCUCCUCAAUCACAUAAAUUACCUUAAUAUUAAUUAAUAGGAAAAUUAAAAUAAGUUGUGGAUUCAAAUAAUUCAUCUUAUUAUACUUCUCCUGUUAUCAAAGUAUUAUUAAAUUUAAUUAUAAUAAUAGAAAACACCAGAGAGUAAUACAAAAGGUCUUGAGAUUAGGACUCCUAUUUUGAUUACUCAAAUAAUUGAAAAUCAUACAUAACCUAGAGUAGCAAAUAAAAUUAUGAACAACUUAAAAAAUUUUGAAUAAGUUUGA
This is a messenger RNA of Paramecium pentaurelia, 1892 nucleotides long. The record is from the annotation of a GenBank genome assembly. NCBI's taxonomy places the organism in Eukaryota, Ciliophora, Oligohymenophorea, Peniculida, Parameciidae.